AUGACUUGCAUCACCUUCAAAGAAAGUAUAUUGAAGACGAAGCAACAUCCUGAGAUCAUAAUGUGGUGUAUGAGGCACCAAUUCUUGGAACAUGUGAGGUCUCAUUAUGCUAAUUUCACAUCCUGGCAUAAUCUUGUCCGUGAAAGAAUAUCGGCUGCAACUGCACGUGCAUGGCCUGAUGUAGUAGAUCGCUCAGCCGACUCCACUAGACAGGAUGGCUCUCUAUUUAUUGAAGAUGCACUAGCAAAUCUUGACAUCGAACAAGCAUGUGAUCAGGAGCUUGGAGAAGAGUCAUAUUUUGCAUUUUUACUGAAGGACAGCUCCUCCUUUUCUCGGUCUAAAAUAGAGGGAUUGAUAGGGUGUUACCCAUUUGAAAGUCUCCAGGCUGCUGUGGGCAUCCUCUUUCUACGUGGUAGUUCUGAUUUGGUGGUUGCAAAGCAAGCAAUUUUUGUAUAUUACUUGUUUGAUCGGCAUUGGAGUAGGCCUGAAGAAGAAUGGAGAGAUAUUGUGGAUGACUUUGCUACCUCCUUUGGUAUAAACAGGCAUUCAUUACUCGAAUCAUUCAUUUUCUGUCUUUUGGACGAUCACACAGAUGAGGCUUUACCGGGAUCUUUUCAACUUCUUCCAGAGAUAUCUGGCCCAACAACUCAUCCUAAGAUUGCACGAGUUCUGUUAGAACGGCAGAAUCCCGAGGCUGCUCACAUGGUGUUACGCUGGUCUGGUCGUGAUGAUGGAUCACAGUUGGUUUCGAUUAGUGAGGCUGUGACUGUUGUUUGGGUGAAAGUGGAAUGUAGGCUUUUGACUGAAGCAUUCACAUAUCAGCGGAUGCUCUGUACUAAAGUCCGGGAAAAGAAUUUCAAGUAUGGUCCAAGUGAGGAUGGCCAAUGCAGGUCCUGGAUGGACUGGACAGAAAUAUUGGUCUCUGAAUUAUGCUGUUUAUGUAUUCGGAGGAACUUGGUAGAUCGAAUAAUAGAGUUGCCACGGAAUUCUGAUGAGGAGAAAUAUAUUCAUAAAUGCCUGUUAGAUUGUGCCACUGAUGAUCCUUCAUCUGCUAAUGGAAGUCUCCUUGUUGUAUUCAAACUUCAGGUAACUGACAUACAUACAGCAUGCAAUCGUGUAACAUUUAGAUUAGGGCUCUAUGGGGUAAAAUAUACAUUCAGCAUGCAAUCGUGUAACAAAACUCUUCAAUGGCAGAAACUGAUUCUUACACCAAACAUCAUCAACUAUUAAAACAAAA
Gossypium raimondii (Peruvian cotton) is the source of this 1237-nucleotide messenger RNA. Its product is annotated as E3 ubiquitin-protein ligase HOS1-like. The coding region runs from base 1 to 1230 and encodes 409 amino acids. The transcript is spliced from 5 exons. The record is from RefSeq and is a predicted model, not a curated record. Gene Ontology annotation, molecular function: ubiquitin-protein transferase activity. Gene Ontology annotation, biological process: protein ubiquitination. NCBI's taxonomy places the organism in Eukaryota, Viridiplantae, Streptophyta, Magnoliopsida, Malvales, Malvaceae.